Messenger RNA from Polistes canadensis, 2786 nucleotides. Its product is annotated as hemicentin-1. The coding region runs from base 621 to 2687 and encodes 688 amino acids. Gene Ontology annotation, biological process: cell-cell adhesion. NCBI's taxonomy places the organism in Eukaryota, Metazoa, Arthropoda, Insecta, Hymenoptera, Vespidae. The record is from RefSeq and is a predicted model, not a curated record. The transcript is spliced from 13 exons. Gene Ontology annotation, molecular function: cell adhesion molecule binding. Gene Ontology annotation, cellular component: cell-cell junction.
GGUUCGUCGCGGUCAUCAGAGGGGUCGGAAACGUCGGAGUGCGCGCCAGUCGAAGCCGAGACUUCGCUCGUGCAGCUUCUCUUCCUUUUCUCUUAGCACACGAUUCACAUUAUUUCCUUACUCUUAUCAUUAGAUUCAUAUUAUUUUUCUUUAUUCGUCCGUUUCGAAAAGAAAAUAAAAAGGAAGAAGGAAAGAAGGAAGGAAAGAAAGGAAGGAAGGAAGGGACUGAUCAACGUCAACAAUUCGUCAACUUUUUUCUUAAUAUUUUUUCCUCACUUUUCCUUUUGUUUUCAUUCUUAUUUCCUUUUUAUUUCGAAUGUAUUAGUUGAUACAAAGUUACAACGAUAUAAAGUUUAAGGGAAAAAAAUCUCUUAAACCCGAUCACGGUUCUGCCACGUGGUGAGAGGACGCGUGGGCUUCAAGGAUUUACGCGAAUAUUAUUCGAAGAAUUUGUACUGUAUUAAAUAUCUAAAGAAAACAUAAAAAUAAAAAAGGGAUAAAGAUAAUCAACGAUAUUAGGAAUAGAAGAGACAUUUGGAUUGAUUUAUAUAUAUAUCAAGAUUUUAGAUUAACAAAGGAAACAAGAUCUUUUCAUGUAGAACCUUCGGACGUGGAUCGCAAUGAUGAACCGUCGACGAUCUAUCUUGUUUCUCUUGCAGAUGCUGUUUUCAGCAGUUUGUCACGGGAUACAGCAAUUCGAGGAAACGCCACAGUACACGGAAGUUAAUCCCGGACAGGAUGCAAAGUUGAUCUGUCGUGUUCUCGGCAAGAGGGGUCAGUGCAUUUGGCAGAAGGAUCAAAAGCCAAUCGGAAUGCACUUGAAGAAGUACGAGUGGGUUGGUUCACCGGACAUGGGAGAUUGCUCGCUCUGGGUCAGGUCGGCCAUUUUGGAAUUCGAUGACGGUUUAUGGCAGUGCCAAGUAACCGCCAGUGAUUUUACUACGCAAGACGCUCUAGCAUCGGAACAAGCUAGGCUGGUCGUCAGGGUCAGCCCUCAGCGACCACAGAUAGAGUACGACAACCAUCCUAUUUUACCUGGCAGCAACGUGACAGCCCGAGCAGGUGAGAUCGCUACGCUCACUUGCAGAGCGCGGUAUGGGAAUCCUCCGCCUCUAAUUAAAUGGUACGUCGGAGAAACGGAGAUCAGGACGCUUAGGCCUCAGGUAAACUCGACUGAACUAGAUAAUCCUCGUACUUGGGAGACCUACAGUGUUUGCGAGAUUUUGGCAGAGAGGUCACGUUAUGGUGCGGCCAUCCGAUGUGUCGCCAUUCAUCCUGCUUAUGCCAAUCCCACCAUGUCAUCAAACACCGAAGUGAGGUUUGAUGUCAAAUAUGCACCGGAAACAAGAGUUGUGGGUGUACCGCGUGGUCAAUUGGAAGAAGGACGAGAUAAAUUGGAAAUAAGGUGUUUGGCCGAUGCUAAUCCACCAGCAUCGAUAAUUUGGAGGCGCACGAAGACACUCGGUGUCACCGAUAUAGCAAGCAUAGGGGAAACAUUAUUGUUCUCGCCAGUUUACAGAAAUCACGCGGCUGAAUACAUCUGCGAGGCAACCAACACCGAGGGGGAAAGUAGUCCGGUCAUGGUGCAAGUGUCCGUAAAUUAUCCGCCAACGAUCAGCUCGGUCGGACCAGAAUUGUUGACUACGGCCCUGCUUUACUCCGGUGCAUCGUUCGAGUGUCACGCCGACGCAAUGCCACCGGCUGAAUACAGAUGGGCUCAAAUCUUUCCCGACAAUCGAAUGCCAGUGGAAUGCGGGACCGGGCAAAGAUUGAUCCUCACGAACGUGACUUACGAGCAACAAGGCCAGUACAUAUGUCUAGCAUCGAACAAGAUCAAUGGACACGUCAGGGAGGUUAAAAGCGACCCCGUGUUUUUGCAAGUGGUCGGUGCACCUAGGGUGGUGAAGCCAACGAUGACGGAAAAGUUGGUUGUAGCAGCUACGGAAGGCAGUUCGGCAAGAUUAGAGAUCAGACUCUGUUCAAAUCCAAAACCACGUCUUGUUGUAUGGGAAUGGGGCAGCAUCAGACUCUACGCCGGAGACGUUUUAGAAUCUCGUUAUCGUGCUUUGGAUUUAGAACCACUAGCAUCCGCAGACUGUUACGUAGCGAUUUUGGAACUUACCAGUACGAUUAAAGAGGAUCAAAGACUAUAUACUGUUAUCGUAGAGAAUGAUCGUGGAAGCGACCGCAGAACUUUAAUGCUAAGGGUCGACGAACCAGGCCAGACACCACUCAUUAUCGGAGCCGUUGGGGGUUUCACUGUGCUUUCAGUACUGAUAAUGGGAUUCGUUUGUUUCCUAAGAUCUGAUAGAUGUUGCACAGCCAGAAAUACAGCUCCCGCGUUGCAACAAGUACAUUGUACGAAAGCAUCGAACACGCUAAUAGAGGAUCCCCGUUUGACCGUUGAUACAAUGGAACGUACCGGUCAACAAUUUGUUCCGGAAAAACGAACAAAUCACGUUUUGAAGCCUGUACCUUCGCAACAAUAUCCGCAAGAGUGUUAUCAACAAGAUCCGCAACAUCCUCAACAACAUUACGAAAGGCACCGUCAUCAUAUGCAACCACACGGACCACAGUAUUUACAGGGGGAGCAGCUGUUUCUCAAACCAGAUCGCUUAGCGACGUUGAAGCAUCCUAGCAAGAUCGAGAAGCCACCGCAGUAUACCACAUUCAAGCCGGGUAACUGAAGAUCCUAAAUGCGCCCGUCCCCCCUACUUCUUUUCUUUUUUUAAUUACUUAUAAGCAUACGAAAAUAAAAAGUACUAGCGUGCCGAAGGAAGGAAGGA